Sitodiplosis mosellana (orange wheat blossom midge) is the source of this 11262-nucleotide messenger RNA. It is a transcript of the gene jim, whose product is annotated as zinc finger protein 502. Gene Ontology annotation, molecular function: RNA polymerase II cis-regulatory region sequence-specific DNA binding; DNA-binding transcription factor activity, RNA polymerase II-specific. Gene Ontology annotation, biological process: regulation of transcription by RNA polymerase II. Gene Ontology annotation, cellular component: transcription regulator complex; nucleus; PcG protein complex. The coding region runs from base 6307 to 8439 and encodes 710 amino acids. The transcript has 11 exons. NCBI's taxonomy places the organism in Eukaryota, Metazoa, Arthropoda, Insecta, Diptera, Cecidomyiidae. The record is from RefSeq and is a predicted model, not a curated record.
UGCUAUCAAAAUUGUAUACGGUGCAAAAAUAUUAAUUUAUCCAUAGAAAUUGUACGCACAAGCACAUAUCGAAUGAGAUGCAUGCAUAAUUGAGGUUCCACACAGGCUCCAAAGCACAUACGAACAGAGACAGAGACCGAAAUGACGAAUUGCACACCCAGUAAAUCGCACAAAAAUUUCGAGAGAGAAAAAAAAACAUCGACCGUCGAUGACUAAUUAUUCGUGAGCUCUUUACGGUCAAAUUGUGAACAACACUGACAAGCCUCCCGAGAACCAAUGCAACACUCACAUACCAAACAAAAACAACAAAAAUGCACGGCAUCAUUCGAAUUUGGACGUGAUUUCAAGCGUAAAUUCCAAGCGACUUUUGCUCGAAAUGAAAUGCGAACCAAUGUUGAGUUAAUCGAAUGUGUGUUCAUGGUUGAAGAUCAAACGACCGCUAAAGCACUUUCCACUUCAUUUGAAAUGCGAAACAAUACGCACAUCCAGACACAUACGAGAGUAUAAAUAUCGCGCAAACCACAACAAGAAUGAGCAGAGAGGCGAUAAUAAAACAAUAAUAAGAACAGCAACAGCACAAGCAGAAUAUCGCCAAAAGCGAGGUGAAGUGAGCAUAAAAGGAAACAAUGAAAUCUACCGUACAAUUGGUAAGACACGAAACGAGUGAGAAACAGUUCUUUCGAAUCAUGGCCCCAGCGUAUGAAUGCGCGCGCGAGCACACAAAGUGUAUACCAAGAGUAGAGUUCAGGGUAUAGAGCAAACAAUCGAAAACCCGACAGCCACGGCGUACACACGGACUCUGUGUAUUACCGAUGUAAAUUGCCCCGUUGAACAUAUAUCAGCACGUGCUACUUAAUUUCAAUGCGCACCGAAAAUUCGCGUGACUACCAAUUUUCAGGCACACAUUUCUUCUUCGCUUUUUUUUCACACAUAAUUUGUGCAUCGCAUUCUUGUUUUCUUCAGCUUCGGCAUUUUGCAUUCUAUUGAUGAGAGAGAGGGAGAGAGAGACGGAGAGAGAGAGAGAGAGAGAGAGAGAGAGUGAGGGUGAGACAGGAGAUGUGCGAAAACGGCAUGAAACACACAACGCGGAAUCUUCUGGUGUCGUCGCCGUCAUGGUCCUUGUGCAAAUGUGACUUUCCAUGAAACGAAAAAGGACGAUGACGAUUGUGUCGGCAGAUAUGAAAGAGAUGUGCGCUUUUGUGCGACCAAGCGUAUACAUUUGAAUCGAUUGAGUCUUUGAUAUGACUGGUUAUGCAAUCUGUGCGCCCCGAAUCGAAAUUGCCAUCGACAACAACAACGAUAACGACGACGAUGACUGCGGCGUCGUAAACAACAUCGCCGGCGAUUCGAUAUCGAUUCCGAUCAUUUAUGGGCCAAAAAUCAUGAAUGAAGAUUUGAUUUUACGCCUCGACUAUUUUCGCACAUCCCACAAAAAACGAGCAAGUUUUUAAUUCAACAUUAAAAUGCAAUUGACGAUUGACCGAUUCGGUUUUUCGGCAUGUGUUGUUGCUGUUGUUUUUUUCCCAUUCUUGGUUGCCUGUGAACUUUGGAUUGUGGUGUGUCCAAAAUGCGAUUUCAGUUGGAAACAAAUACAUUCUUCGUGCGGUGGAAGAGACACACAACGAGUCGAAACACACAUUCUUGUGCGCUCAACCCGACAUCGUCAUUGUCGUCGUCGUUGGCGUUGUCGUUGUCACACGAAAUGCACAUUUGUUCAAACUAUUUCGUCGAUUACACAUGUCUAUUCGAUUUGAUAUUUGUACUGUGCGGUUGUGGAGUAUGUGUAUUCAUAAAUGGCCAUAAAGACUUUUGACAUACACACACACACACACACAAACACACCGAACAUCGAAACCGAACUGAACCGAACCAACGUACACACACUCCAUACAUUAGAGCCGACUGUGUGUCGGGCUACCAAUGCAUUUUCGCUUUUUUAUUUACACACCGACAAAAUCAUCGAGAAAAAAAAACCAUCGGCACUAACAGCAGCAGUAAUACACACAGAAAUUGAAGGAAAAAAAAAGAAUCAAGCAAACGAACGAAAAAAAAGCAGCAGGAGCAGCAAUUCACGCGCGCGUUUCGCGAAACAAAUACAAAAAUCGACGAAUGAACGAAAGAGACAAUUGCUUGGCUGCUGUGGAGUCUUGUUGUUUCAACGGAACACAGUGUGCGAACGAAAAGGAGGGAAAAAGAGAGAGAGAGCAAGAGAGCUGCCACCUCCGCUUCGGCUUCUAUGCGCUUUAUGAGCGCUCCUCUACAUUCGAAAUGAAAUCGCUCUUACACUCUAUCUAUAAAUGUAUAGUAUAGAUAUAAAAAAAAGGCAAAGUGAAAUAAAAAAAAACACAUUUUAAACGCAACACACAAAUUCGCCAUCCAGUUUCAAUAUGUGGAUGCAACAGAAACGAACGGCAUUCUUUAUGUGUUCUCUCCCCGAGUCUCUUUCUAUCUUUGUCUCUCUUGCUCGCUCGCUCGCUCUCACUCCGGCCGAAUUUCUCUGUUCGUUUUGUGUUCGUUUGUAUGUAUGUCUGCCCGUUCUCUCUCUUGCUCGCUAUGGGUAGAACGCAAAAAAGCAUUAUCAAGUAAAAGCGCGCGGGUUCUCCGGUUAGUUUAUCAAGUUGCUUUAAAGUGUUCGCCAGACAAACCGAAAAAACGCGGUGCGCUUAUUUAGUUCAAUUCAUUUCAUUGUUGUUGUUGUUGUUUUUUUUCCCAAUGCGUUGUGUGCAUUAUUUGCUACAAAUUUUUUUUUCUCUUUGCAUAUUUCCUCUUUAGCCCGAGUAGCAAGAGAUAGAUAGAGAAAGAAGUGAGAGUGAGAGAGAUCCUCUUUGUGUGUUUGUAUCGUACAUAUGAAAACGAUAAAUGUCCUCGAUGAAUCGGCGGCGUGCGCGUCUAACUUCCAAAUUGCAUUUCAAUUUCGGCACUUCAAGUUGUUUAUAUAUUUAUUCGUUUCGGUGUUCGCCUAUAAAUUACAACACAGUACACUGUCGUGUACGUUCGUUCUUGUUCUGAUAUUCUGUGUGUACGCGCGCACCGUGUCGCGUUCUUCUUCGCCUUAUUUUAUUUGUUUGUUUGUUGGUUGUGUGCACAAGUCACUUUUAUUCUAGUUUUUUUUCCUCCUUCUUCUGUCGUUUCGGUGGUUUUCUUGUGAUUCGCGCGAUUCGCAUCUGAUUUUUUGUGUGACUUUCCACUGUCACUUUUGCUAAUUUUGCAGGCCGUUCUGUUAUUCCUGUUUAGUUGUUCAAUAUUGUGUUUGCUGCAUGUGUGCGUGCGUGCGUGUGUUUGUUGUGUUUGGUGUGUGUUGAUAUUCCUUUAGUCGGCAUAGGUCUUCUGUGGCAGUUCUUCGUUUGUAGCCCGUUGCUGCCGCCGUCAUUUCGUUAAUUGUCAAACUGGAUAAAAAAAAACAGUGCCGAAUUUCGAUUUGCAAAUGUUUUGCGUGGCGAUUGGCUGUCGACUCAAACACAUCAUAUAGUAUAUGUUACAACCCAUUCAUCGGUUUGACGUCGAAUGAUUAAUAUAAUAUUGGCAUACCACACCAGUGCACUUGAUGAAAAAAAAAAUAUAGACAAUUCUUCAUUUGCUACUUCUUCUUUUACUUCUUUCCAUUCUAUUGGAUUUUCGUUUUCAUUUCGCACACACAAUACCACCCAAUUUUCAUUUUAUAAUACACAUAUAUUUGAUUGGACCCAUCAUUUUGUUCGUUGUCUCUGUGUCGUUGUGCCGUUGGCUCACGAUUCUAAGUGAAACGGUUGUGUGUGACUUUCGUUGCUGUUGUGUGUGUUUUUUUCUUCUUUCGUUUCAUCAUUGCAAUUGUUAAAUCAUCAGCAAUUUGAAUAAUGACACGGCGAAGGAAUUCCACGAAACGAUUUACGGUCUAAUUCGGGAUGACGUUUGUUUUGAUAAGAAUCGACACGAAAGUUUAGUGAACAGAAAAUUUGUCACAAGAAAUUUUUUUGGGGCAACCGUUUAAGUGCAAUCGAAUGUGUAUGAAUGUGUUUUUGAGAAAAGUUUUUUUCCGUUUAAAUUUUAAUCGAUACCAUAAUAUUCAUCCAUAUUUUCUGUUACAUUUUUUCUCUCUUGCCAAUAUUCAACUAGGGAGGACCGUCGUAAGUGCAAUUUUCGCCAACGCUCACAAAAAUUCACAAACACAUACAAAUACACACACAUCAAUCAAAUACCCCAAGAAAACAAAACAACAAACAAGCAAACUUCGAAGCGAAAUUGAGCGACUGUAAAAUGCAUUUGCUGGAAAUUUAAUGCAAAUUGACCCCAAAAAACAAGUGCUGAAUGGGUUUUUUUUACUUAAAAAUUUUACACUCUCUAUAUCUUGGUCAGGUUUUUUUAGUUUCGGCGUUGGUUUACGUUCAAAAGUCAGCACGCCAUUUUUACGUUCCAUUUGCAUAUAAACAACGUGAAUUUUGUAAAAAAAAAAAAAACAAAACACACAGUGAUCAAAAAGUUGAGUUAUUAAUUUUUGUGUACUCUUUAAAAAAAAAUGAAAAAAAAUUACGAACUAUAUCGUAAGUGAUGCAACAAAAAAGAAACCAAACGCAACCAACAACUGCUUUUGAGAGCUAGAGAGAGAAAGAGAGAGAGAGAAAGCAUAGCGCGUAAAAAGUCAAUUAAAAGUGGUUAGUUGUGAAAUACAUUUUAUGUCUUUAGUUGGUUGUUUUUCUUUUUCAACUCAACUUUGUAACAAAGUGCGCAACGAGAGAAUUUUUUCCCGAAAAAUUUUUUUUCCGAGAAAGGCGGGCGGGAAAAAAUGAACACUUCUGGAUGCCACAUAAAUCGUGUGCUUUUAGUUUUUUCAUCCGUUGAUUCCUGAACCGUUCAAUUUUUGUUGGUAUUGUUAGUCAAUAAACAACCCUCGGGACAAAUACUGUUUUAUGUCCGUAUGUUGGAGAAACAGACAACCGUUUUGUGCUUUGAAUGAACCAAAUGGACAAAUUGAGUUAUCGUCCCGCAUUUCGUGCUUUUGAUGCGGAGUAAAAAUCGGAACACACAGUUUCGGUUGUUGUUGUUGUCGACAUUCACCGUAGUUUUAAUUGUUAGUCAUUGACACUGUGCAUGCAUGCCGGCUCCGUGUAUUGUCGAUAAACGGCAUAGAAUGGAUGAAAACAAUAACAAACCGAAUUGUCAAUGGAACACAAUUACCACCAGCAAACCCAGUGGAAUGCUGCAGUGAUUUACAUCUGAAUUGAAAAUAGUGACACACCGCCCCUCCACCGUCGAUUGCCACUCAUCACCACCAUCGUCGUCGUCACUCAACACGCAAUUAAAUAACGGAAGAAAACAAUACACACUCAGUCACACUCAAUCCGAACUGGCCUAUCGACGAUAAAAGCAUGAAUAUUAGCAUAUGCAUAAAGCGCAGCAAAAAUCAACAGAAUUGCAUUGCGUCUGUACAUUCGAUACAACGAUAAAUAGAAAAACGAAAAGAAAAAAAAACGCAUAAAAUACAAGCAAAACUAAAUCGCUGCAAUACAUCAUCUCAUUCGUCGUCGUCCGUGUCGUCAUCGGUCCAUCCGUCGUCGACAGUGACACGGCGACAUCUUCUUUUGAAACGCGCGCGUAAAAAACCCGAACCACGAAUUUAUACCAAUUUUCUGUUUAUUCAAAAGAAACGCGCGCGCGUGCACCCACUACAGCGAUUAUAUGCAAUACAAAUAAUAAACUCUAGCCAACGAACAUUUCUCUCUCAUUCACUCGGCCAACCGUGCCACCACCCCAUCACAUAUCAACAUCUAUGAAAAAAAGAGAAGAAAAUACGCAGAGAGUAUCAAUUUGAAACUAAAUUUGUUCGCUCCUUCUCUCGGUGUGUGUGUGUGUAUGCAGCGCAAGAUCAGUGCUCGUUCAUUGUGUGUGUUUGUCUUGCCAGAGGGCAUCAAAACUUGUUCACUUUGUUGAUUAAAAUUGUCUUAUGCGAAACAAUGCCCAUGGGUGGGUGGAUAGAAACAAAUCGCUCUCACAACAAUACAAUGCAGUGCAUCCAGUGUAUGACGCUCUAUUGCUGCUGACUAAAACACUGAACAAUCUAUAUAUAUAAACAGAAAGAGAGAGAGAGAGAGAGAGAGAGAGAGAGAGAGAAGAGAAACACGAACGGCUUAUCAAAACAAAAGAAUUAUUUGGCGCCAAUACACAAACAUUAAUCUAAGUACAAGUUUUAUGAAGAGAAACCAAAAGAAAAGAAACACACAGAGCAAGAAUCUUAAAGCACACGCAAACACACACUUACCCGAGAAAAAAGAAAACGAAUAUUGAUUGAGCACAUUUAGAAGAAGAAAAAAAAACAAGAGCAAAGCCGGCAAGAUGGCAAUAAAUUUUUCUGCCUCGUUUGCCGCAUGCCUAGCGGCCGGCCUAAAGGUGCCCCGGCAAAUUAUGUAUUGUAUUUCACAAGAUACUGCGCCAUACGUUCUCUAUAAAGAUUCACAAGAGGCGGCGGCCGAACGCAAUGCGUUAACCUCAUCAUCGGGACAAUGGAGCGCAGAUAUGUAUCCACAUCAAAGCCACAAUAAUCAGCAUCAACAGCUACCGCCACAGCACACGGCACCACCAACUAGCCCGAGGGACGAAUCGCAACAACAGCAACAAAACGAAAGUAGUCAUCGUAAUUUACCGUCACCAGCAGUCGCUGCUGCUGCCGCCGCCGCCGCUGCAGCCGCUGCACACCCACAACAAACCAAUGCCAAUCAAGAUAUGGACGAAGAUGUCGCCAUAAAUCAGGUGAACUCGUUGCAUCAGCAGCAUCAGAACCAAAAUGUUACACAAAACGGCCAACAGCAGCAGCAGCAACAACAAUCAAACCAACAAUCUUCGCCCGAACAAAAUAUCGAUAUGUCCGCCGAUCAAAAUCAACAGAAUAGCCAACAGCAAAGCAACACGUCAAACAGUCAACCAAUUCGAAACGAUGGAGUUCAAUGCUUUGAUGCGUCACAAGCCGAGCUCAACUAUUAUCGGCAUCCUGGCCAAGCAAUGUUGGCGCCGCACGGAUUUCCGCCCUUACAUUACUUGAACAAACCGUUGCCCGGUCUGAGUAUGGAGCAAGCUCAACAGGCGCUUGAACAAUAUAAUCAAGGCAUACCCGAUCUAUUGCCCGGCCAUAAUAUGCAUCAAACAUCACCGUCGCCCGGUUCCAUCAAAUCCAAAGGCUCCGAUUUGCGGCUAUUCAAAUGCCUGACCUGCGGAAAAGACUUCAAACAAAAGAGCACGCUGCUGCAGCAUGAGCGCAUCCACACCGAUACACGUCCAUACGGAUGCCCGGAGUGUGGGAAACGAUUCCGUCAACAAAGCCAUUUGACUCAACAUCUUCGGAUUCAUGCGAACGAAAAACCAUAUUCGUGUGCGUAUUGUCCCCGAAGCUUUCGACAACGUGCAAUUUUAAAUCAGCAUCUACGCAUCCACUCGGGUGAGAAGCCGUUUACGUGUCACGAGUGCGGCAAACACUUUCGCCAGAAAGCAAUCCUCAAUCAGCAUGUGCGAACGCAUCAAGGCGAGCAACACAGUGGUGCCGGUGCCGGUCUACAGUAUCCUGCCUAUUUCAAAGAUGCAAAGGGCAACAAUCAUUCGGUGUUUGGCGGCAAUUUGGGUUCGUUGCAGUAUUUAAAACCGGGCCAAAAGGGAAUGCUGCCCGAUGUAUUGCAACAGGGUCGAAAUGCUGGCAUGCCAUUAUACGUACGCUGUCCCAUUUGCCAAAAAGAAUUCAAACAAAAGAGUACGCUUCUGCAGCACGGUUGCAUUCACAUUGAAUCGAGGCCGUACCCCUGUCCUGAAUGUGGCAAACGAUUCCGACAGCAAUCCCAUCUGACACAACAUUUACGAAUACACACAAAUGAGAAACCAUACGGAUGCAUAUAUUGUCCGCGCUUCUUCCGACAGAGAACCAUUUUGAAUCAGCACAUACGUAUCCACACUGGCGAGAAACCAUACAAAUGUGGCCAAUGUGGCAAAGAUUUUCGGCAGAAGGCAAUCCUCGAUCAGCACACCAGGACUCACCAGGUAGGUGAUCGUCCGUUCUGCUGCCCGAUGCCCAACUGUAGGCGACGCUUUGCAACAGAGCCAGAUGUCAAAAAGCACAUAGACAACCAUAUGAAUCCACAUUCAUCCAAAUCGCGUCGAAAUCAAAUGAAUAAUGCAGCCGCUGCGGCUGCUGUAAAUGCGGCGGCCGCUGCAGCCGUUUCGAUGCCAGCACCCAUUGACGGCACAAAAACACCGUUCCAACUGUCAAUGGACAAACAGAACAAUUUAAUACCACGCAUGAAUCCAUCGAUCAAACAUGAACUCUACUUCCCGCAAUGCUAUGCCCCGCCGUUUGGCAAUCAAUUUGGCGCUCAGCAACAGGCACACAGCAGCAGCGUUGGAACGACGAACAAUUCAUCGGUACCUAAUGCCAAUACUUCGACAGCGACAUCCUCAGCAAUUCAACCGCCAGCCGUUGCGCAGUGACAUACAACAUUUGCUCCGCAGCACAUGCCGUGAUAAAUACUAUGCAUCCAUGCAUCAAAUUGAAUUACAAAAGCCACCAAAACAAAAAAAGCAACAACAAAAACGGAUGAAAUAUCUGGUUAUGUGUCGUAUAUACCGAGGAGAGUAUAAACAGUUGAGAAAACAGAUGAAAAAUACACAGACAAACACACAUAAAUGAAAAGAGAAAAAAAAGAGUUGAUGUGAAAUGAUGCGGAUCUACUACAAGUUUCAUUAGAAAAUCAUGCAACAAUAUUUAGAUGUAGAUGUUCUUUAUAUUAAUACGCUCUUAAAAUGAUCAAUAUAAUAAUAGAAAUCUAUACAGAUGGGGAGAGAAGAAAAAACAGAAAGGAAAGAGAAAGAGAGAGAGAGAGAGAGAGAAAUAUAAACACACACACACACACAAAAUCGCAAUUCAUUGAAUGGACGCGCUUGAAAAUGUUUGUUUCUCAACGAGAAAUUUUGAUUUCAUUCUUUUUCCGUUAAAUUCAAUUAAAACGAAAGAAUAGCUUAAUGUUUUCAAAGUACGUUUCACACUAAGCAACAUCAAAAAAAAUCGCAGUUCUUCACACAUACACGAGGUGUGUGCUUUCGUUGGUGUCGACACAAAAUGAAGUAAGCAAACGUUUCAACCGAAAAACAAAGGAAAAAAUGAUCUACGUCGUGCUGGCCAUUUCCACAUGAUAUGUGUUUUAGUUGUAAUUGUCUUCCCCGAUCCCCCAUCACCACCCAAGAUGAAAUUACUGUAUAUUAUAGCCAUUUUUAAUUCAAAUCGCGCGUAAUUCAUUUAGACAAGUAAAACGAAAGAAAACGUGUUGCCAUAUUUUUGUUUCCUCUUCCGUUUUUUUUUUCUUGUAUUCGUGACACAAAAAAAAAUGCGAAUUUUCAUUUAUGAGUGCAAUAAAACCCAAUAUUAAAUGAUACAAUUGCCAUAUUAGAAAAUGCAGGGCGAGAAAUAGGGACACAGAGAGAAAUAGAGAGAGAGAGAGAGAGAGAGAGAGAGAGCGAGAGAUAGCGAGGGAAAGAAAAAGGUCGGUGCAAAAAACGCUGAAGCGAAACGUAUAUGUGUUAAUUUGUAGUUUGUUUCCAUUUGCAAAUCCAUACGAUCCAGAAAAAUGAAAUACGAGAGCUAACUUUUAAACAGAACGAAGCGAAAAAGGGAAUAUGUGUGCGAAUUGUAUGGAAUAUUGUGAUACAGUGGCUAGAUCGGUGCCAUUCGGAAUAUGAAUGCGAGACAAACAAAGAGAAAAAUCUAAGAUUUGUUUGCUUUUUUUCUGCACUUAUUAGCUAAGUUUGUGAUUUUUUUCGGUUCGACAGGCAGCUCUUGCCAAUUGAGAAAUCGUAUAGAAUUUCGUUUCGCCUUUAUUUUCAGUCUUAAUUAAAUCGAACUUUUUUUUUACCGUGGUGCAUUUCAUUAUGAAAUUUUUAUAUACAUAUAUUUGGAAUUCGUUUUAUUUCCUGGACAUUUUUGUUUUGUUUCAAUGAGUCGUCAACUUAAGUUAGUAAGACUGUUAGAUUGCAACCGAAAACGACACACAAGUGAAUAUGCCAAUUAUAUAGGAAUAGACAUAGAGGGUGGCCACAGCGCGGAGAGUGUGCUGAUCAGAAAUCGCAAUCAGAUGAUUCUGUUUUGGCUUGAAUUUUGAUCGAAAGCGACUUUUUUUUUUCAUAUUUGUCUUGUGAACAGAUGACACGCAUUUCUUUUAAUCGUAGUUAAGUUUCUUUUUGUUGUUAAAAUACCGAAUUUUUUAGUCAUAAUUAGCAAUCAGAAUAUCAAACACCAAUUUCACUUGGACGUUGGCUUUUUUUAGGGUAUUCUAUCUUUUUAUUCUCUUUUAUACAUAUUCAUCUCGUGUGCAAAAAAAAUAACAGUCGCUUAGGUGCGAACAAGAAUCGUGAAGCAACUGAACCGUAUAUUCAACUGAAUUGGGAACUAUUUAAACGAAUUUCUUUAGCUCGUAAGAAUGAAACCAAGAUUUUUAGCGAUCGGAAAUUUUAAGUUAGUCAUGCUCAUCAAGUUCUUUUUUUUUGUCUCCCGUUUUUAAGCUGCAAUUCCACCGUAAACGAAAUAAUCAUUUAGAAGAGAAUAUGUUUUCUUUUAUAUUUUACUUCUUAGAUGAUGUGCAUUUCCUUUAUCUCCUUCUCCCCCCCAAAGUGAUUUUUUUAUUUUAAAUUUGAAAUUUUUUUUUUUUAGAAAAAAAAAACUAUUUUUGUUGAUUUUUUUUUCUUUAAUAAAACAUUUGAAUUUACUUCUGCUCCUUUUGUCUGUACGAUGGCAAAUUUGUAAUCGAUUUUAUCAAUUUUAUAAAAUUAAAUUGUGAUUUUUUGUUCUAUUAUUGAUAUUUAGAAAGAGAGAGAUGGAGGGAAAUAGAAAGAGCAAAGAAAUUCGAUCGAAACUUUUUAGAUCGAUUAAUAUAAAGAGAGAAAGAGAGAGAGAGAGAGAGAGAGAGAUAAAGAUUUCAUUUUUAAUUAAACAUAUAAGCAAAUAACUACACGCAAGCAUGCAUCAACGCGUACGAAAAAAAAGCUGUCAAUUGUGUGUGGAAAACGAUGCGUGUUUUUGUUUUGUUUUUAAUUGUGCAAUGCAAUGCGCGCUGCUAACAGAACCGAAGGCAAUAGUCACGAGGACACAAAGAAGCAGAUCGAAUGAAAUGCAUUUUAUUUGAUUCAAUUUUUGUUUUAGAUAAAUUUAGCAGCAACAGAAAGAAAAAUAUUGUAAUACACGUAUUAGAUUUAGUUUAGCACGCACUCAUAAUCGAUUCAGAUAACAAAAAUGAUUUUAAUAUAUUCAAUAAUGAAUUUUUA